Molecule: messenger RNA, 2552 nt
Organism: Momordica charantia (bitter melon)
Lineage: Eukaryota; Viridiplantae; Streptophyta; Magnoliopsida; Cucurbitales; Cucurbitaceae
Product: Glycosyl hydrolase superfamily protein
Biological process (GO): carbohydrate metabolic process
Molecular function (GO): hydrolase activity, hydrolyzing O-glycosyl compounds
Source: RefSeq, a predicted model, not a curated record
CACCGUCUCUCGAACGGGCCAUGGGCGACAGCUCUCACUGCACACCUAUAAAACGCGAACUCGUAUGAAAUUUAGCUCCCAUUUUCUCGCCGGAGAUCCUUCAAUCACCUGAUUACACGGCCGUACCGGCGGCGGAGGGCGGUGGCGCGGCGGUGUUUGGUCGGUUUGGCCUUAUCUACAGGCGGUGAUGGCUAACUUCCACCGCCUCUUCCGAGUUCUGUUGCUGCUUUUCACUCUUUCAGGUUCAGCAAUUCGAACUCUGAGCGUUGGAAUUGGAAUUAACUAUGGCCAGAUCGCUAAUAAUCUGCCAUCUCCAUCGCGCGUCGCCAUUCUUCUCCAAAGUCUAAAUAUCAGCAGAGUAAAACUGUACGAUGCCGACCCCAAUGUCCUGUUCGCCUUCUCCAGAAGUAAUGUCAAUUUCAUCAUAGGACUUGGGAAUGAAUAUCUUCAGAGCAUGGCCGAUCCUCAGAAAGCCCAAGCUUGGGUUCAACAACAUGUUCAAACGCACAUCACUCAGACUCAAAUCACCUGCAUCACUGUUGGAAAUGAAGUAUUCAGCUCUAAUGAUACCCAAUUAAGGUCUAGUCUUCUUCCUGCAAUGCAAUCUGUUUAUAAUGCGCUUGUUAAUCUUGGGCUGGAUAAGCAGGUAUCUGUUACCACAGCUCAUUCCCUUACCAUCUUAGGGAACUCUUUCCCUCCGUCUGCUGGGGUAUUCAGGCCAGAUCUCGCUGAAUACAUACAGCCAAUUCUCAAUUUCCACGCUCAGGUCAAAUCGCCUUUUCUUAUAAAUGCAUAUCCUUAUUUUGCAUACAAGGAUAACCCUGGCCAAGUUUCUCUAGAGUAUGUGCUUUUCCAGCCUAAUCAAGGGAUGACUGAUCCCAUUACAAAUUUGCACUAUGACAAUAUGCUGUAUGCUCAAAUCGAUGCUGUUUAUGCCGCCAUCAAAGCGAUGGGGCAUACAGAUAUUCAAGUCCAGAUUUCGGAGACUGGUUGGCCAUCUCGGGGUGAUCCAAAUGAGGCUGGUGCUACGCCAGAGAACGCCGGGUUGUACAAUGGUAAUUUGCUAAGAAGAAUACAGAAUGGACAAGGAACCCCGGCCAAGCCAUCAGUUCCUAUCGAUAUCUAUGUUUUCGCUCUAUUUAAUGAGGAUCUGAAGCCUGGUCCGGCUUCUGAAAGAAACUAUGGUCUUUACUAUCCAGAUGGUACACCAGUUUAUAACAUUGGAUUACAGGGGUAUCUCCCAGAGUUGUUGUAUUCAUCUUCCAAAAGAAAUGUUUUCUCAGUUUUCAGCUUGUUUAUGGUAUUCAUAGCCUGCUUAAUCUACAAUUAAGAGCAUCACCAUCAAUAAUGCGAUAGUAGAGGUACACCAAGCAAUAGAUAGGAAUUCUUUUAUCAGACACCAUGGAAAUCAUAAUUGCCCGAGGAGCUCUAUAGAGAAGCACACCCCAUACAGAUCCUUUCAGCUGCUGCACUUAACUAACCAUCUGUAUUAUAUAUUUACUUCCCAUCCCAUCAUCAAUUUGGUUCAUUGGACGAUUUUUUUGUAGUUUCAAAAGGCAAUAAAGUAUUAUUAUUUCAUUAAUAAACUCUCUCAAUGUCAUGAUUGGAUAAUAUUGAGCUCCAGAAGAAGGAACAGUUUUCUUUUUCUUCCUCUAUUUGCAGCUCCAUUCUGAUGAUCUGAUGUUAAAUCUCACGAACUCAAGGACUAACGUAAAGGGCCAUUCAAUUCAUUCUCUGAGAAUCUGGAAUUGGUAUGGUCUCUCUUCUCUCUCCUCUAAUGGUAUAUCCAACAUAGAAGAACCUAUCUUGUUCAUGAUAAAUUCUGGUAGUCCCCAUCACUCUUGUCUCUCUCUCUCCCCUUCAUUUUACAUGUGAAUCUUGCUCUAAUUUCCAGUAAUCUUCAGCUGUAGCAGCCAUAUGUGAACAUGAUUUCAUGUAAUCUAAACACAUAUCUGAGCUGAGCUGCCCAAUUUGGAACUCCGAAAGUUACCAUCUGGGGAAGGUUGGAUGGACACAUCUAAGAUUGUGGACUUUUUCCUUCCUUUGUUCUUAUUCCUUGAAGGAACGUAAGUUGGGUAUCUGCUUCUGGUGGAGUAAUCAAAUACGCAUUCUCUUUUGACUUUUGACAUCUGCUUCUUUGGUGGGGGCUACUGAUUUUACCAGAUGAUUUUUGGUGUUGAAUCCAUUGAACUGUUGAAGGGUCAGCUUCUCCUUGGCCCUCUGUUUUCUAUUGUGAUAAGUUUUUAUUAUUAUUAUUAUUUUAUUUUGAUGUCUUUUUAGCAGGACUUUGAUUUUUAUUUUUAAAUGGUACCAUUGCCAUAUGAGGAGAAAGAAGAGCCCCAUUUCUAUAUGAGGCGGUGGCUGUCUUUUUCAAAGGGAGGCAUGGGAACAGAUUUGAGUGGCUUCCAGAUAAAGGAAUUGAGUAUGCUUUUAAUUUUUGUGAUAUUUUCAUAAAAUAGGAGGAGGUAGUUAAAUGGAUCUUUUAGGUUUAAAAAGUAGUGAUGUAAUAUCAAUGAUGAAAUAUUUUAGUCCACACGUCUUUGUUCGAUUUU